ACAGUCAGAAUGACAAUACACUAACCAACAUAUGGUCAUAACAUUUCUUUCACACCCUCCUCUUUCCACGGGCAUUAAUUGAGGACAACAGAGCUGGUUGAACACACUCAGAGCUCUGACAUAUUAAUAACAUUAUGCUUAAGGAGGUGUUAUUAGGUGUUCUUGGAGGAGCAGCGGCUCUUACUGUAGGAAUUCUGCUGGGACACUUUGCCAUUGAAAAGGGCAGUUCAGCGCCAGAGUGGGUCAAGGAUGCAUCUCAAGAUGUGGAUGAAAGUAUCAUUAAGAAAUUCCUUGCAGAACUGGACACCAAUGAAAUUAAGGAGAACCUCAGGGAGCUGACUAAAGUUCCCCACAUGGCCACCACGCCUGGAGAUGAAGCAACCGUUGCGUUUAUGCUGAAAAGAUGGCAAGACCCCAAAACAGGCUUGGACAGUGCAUGGAGGGAGGACUACAAGGUGUAUCUGUCAUUCCCAAACAAGGAUAACCCUAACAAAGUCUCUGUUGUUGAUCCAGAAAACCAGGUUCUGUUUACAGCAAGAGAGAGAGAGAAAGCUUACAAACCUGAACAGCAGGAUCCAGAGGUGGUCCAGCCUUUCGCAGCUUAUUCACCUGCAGGAAAUGUCAAGGGAAAACUUGUUUAUGCAAACCAAGGUAAAAUGAGUGACUACGAACUGUUAAACAGAACGUUGGAUCUGAGAGGAACCAUCGCCAUCACCAGAUACGGAGGAGAAGGAAGAUCUAAAAAAGCUAUAAAUGGAGCCAUGUUUGGAGUUGUCGGGGUUCUGGUCUAUACUGAGCCAUACGACAUUAAUGACGGCCUGGUGUCAGAAAGUGAAACCUAUCCUCACUCCUGGUACCUUCCUCCUUCUGGUGUUGAGCGAGGCUCAUACAACAUUGACUUUGGAGACUUGUUAACACCUUACCUAGCUGCAAAAGAGGAUACUUACAGAAGACCAAAAGAAGAAAUAACAGGCAUUCCACCAAUUCCAGCACAGCCGAUAGGGUUUGAGGAUGCUCAAAGAUUAAUCUGUGAGCUUGAUGGGGAAGAUGCGCCUGCUGGAUGGCAAGGCUCAUUUGACUGCACAUAUAAACUCGGCGGACCAGGAUUCAAAGCCACGUCUUCCUUCACCAACAGCACUGUGCAUUUGGACACUUAUAACAUUGAGAAACUGGAAAAUUCAGCGAAUGUUAUGGGAGUGAUUCGAGGCAGCGUAGAGCCAGACAGGUAUGUGAUUUAUGGGAACCACAGGGACAGUUGGGUGCACGGAGCCAUUGACCCCAGCAGCGGUACAGCAGUGAUGCUGGAGAUCACCAGAGUGCUGGGAAAGAUGGUGAAGGAAGGGAAAUGGCGACCUCGGCGGUCCAUUAUCUUUGGCAGUUGGGGAGCUGAAGAAUUUGGCCUUAUCGGAUCUGCAGAAUACACAGAGGAGUACUUCAGUAAGCUGAGUGAGCGCACCGUGGCCUACAUCAAUGUGGACAUCUCAGUGUUUGCUAAUGCUACUCUCAGAGCUUCAGCUUCUCCAGCAGCACAGAGUGUGCUUUUUACAGCCUCCAAACAGGUAGAUGCGCCCGGGACAACCAUGUCAGUCUAUGACAACUGGAUACGUUAUUACAACAGAACCAGUCCAAACUAUGGGAUUAUACCAAAUGUGGGCUUCUUGACAGGAGCUGGAAGUGAUUACGCUGCUUUUAUACACUACCUUGGAAUAACGUCUAUGGAUAUUUCCUAUUAUUAUGACCAGAGCAAAACAAGAGCACGCAUCUACCCAGCCUACCACACAGCUUAUGACACUUUUGACUAUGCAUCUACAUACAUUGAUCCAGGUUUCACCAGUCAUCAGGCAGUCGCGAGGACGGCAGGAAAUGUGCUGCUGCGAUUGGCUGACAGUCUCCUGCUGCCUUUUAACUGCAGUGACUAUGCAGAAAGUCUGGAGCAGUACCUCACUCAGGCCGUCACAGCCUUUGAGGCCAAACUUGCAGCUAAAGAAAUCUCUUUGGACUCCUUGAAGAAAGCUGUGCAGUUUUUCCGUGAAACGGCAGCUAAAUUGGACCGUUUGAUAAGGGAUUCAGAUCUUGUAAAAGAAACGCCCCUGAAGGCUCGUCGCAUUAAUGACCAGCUCAUGCUGCUGGACAGGGCUUUCCUUGACCCGUUAGCGUUCCCUGACAAAUACGCUUUCAGGCAUGUGAUUUGGGCAUCGAGGUCAUCAAGUGUGGCCACUUUCCCCGGCCUGGCAGAUGCAGUGGAGAAGGCCGAGAGCAGCGGGCUGAAGGAGGACUGGGAUCAGGCUCAUAAACAAUUAUCUAUCGUCACACAAGCCAUUGCAGGAGCUGCACACACACUGGAUGAUGUGAUUUAAUGUGCACUGAACAAUAGACUUUAUAAGAGCACUCUACUUUUUUGGGAAAUAGGCUCAUUUUAUAGGUCCCCUAGAGUUAAACCAGGGUUGAUCAUACUCGAUCCUAGAGUGCUGGAGAUGUGCAGAUUUCAGCCCCAACUUGUCUCAACACACCUGCAAGGAUGUUCCUAGAAAGCCUAGUAAGUGCUUGAUUAGCUAGCUCAGGUCUGUCUGAUUAGGGUUGGAACUAAAGCUGCGGUCACACUGCUCUUUUCUCCCCAUAGACUUUCAUUCAUUCAUACGCACAUGAAUGUGUCAGACCAGAAACGUAAGGUUGUGCGGUAAGUUUCACAGAUCGCUGCAUUGGAAAGUUCAAGCUUUGUGAACUCUGACCUGUGAAAUCGCAUCAUAUGAUUGCAUGAGACCAAUCGAGGAUCAAAACAUGGCCUCUCUGGACCGAAAUUUAAAACAUGGACCAAUCGCUAAAAUGUUGCUAUUAUCUAGGUCGAUAUGGCUAUAGGAACUAUAUUCUCAUUCUGGCGUAAUGAUCAAGGGACUUUGUUGUCGUACUAUGACUGCAGUUCCAAGCCAUAUCACCCUAGAAAAUAGGAAGUUUUUUAUUUUGAAAUGAGCCUAUUUCCAAAAAAAUUGAGUGCUCCUUUAACAUCCAGAAAGGAAAAUAUAAUAUAUUAAUUCAGCUAUUUGAGUUGCUAAACAGCAUGAGGAUGUACACAGGGAGUGUAAAUCUUUAUUUCAUGUACAAAUGUGUUUUUGUUUUAAUAUUUCUAGAGGAUAACAGUUGUUAGAAAUAUCAUUCCUAGGAGAAGUAUUCUAUUCUAACUAUUCUUAAUGCACUAUUAUGAAGGUGAAACCUUCAAAAACAAUAAAUAAAUAAAUACAGAAAUAUAUAAAUAAAUGAGUAAAUAAAUCCAUACAUUCCUGCAUAAAUAAAACAAUAAAUAAAAAAAUACCAAUAAAUAAAUAAAUGUAUAUAAAAAAAUCCACAAAUUUCUGCAUAAAUAAAUAUAUAAAUAAUUAAUAGUGCGGGCAGGUAAAUAAUUAAAUCAAUUACACGAAUGUUGGGGGAAUAAGAAAAUGCUAAACUGAAAGUUUAUUUUUCCCUCCUUUCAAACGUUUAUUCCUCAAGUCAAUAUGCUAAUGACAGGGUGUCUGUCAAUCAUCAGAAGCCAGGCAAAAAAUGGAAUGCUAAAUUUUUCUAAUGGUCAACCAAUGACGGCAUAAAGACCACCUUCUGCUGGUUGACAGACACCCUCUCACUAGCAUGUUGAGCUGAGGAAAAG
Danio aesculapii is the source of this 3637-nucleotide messenger RNA. It is a transcript of the gene naaladl1, whose product is annotated as N-acetylated alpha-linked acidic dipeptidase like 1. Lineage: Eukaryota; Metazoa; Chordata; Actinopteri; Cypriniformes; Danionidae. The record is from RefSeq and is a predicted model, not a curated record. Gene Ontology annotation, molecular function: carboxypeptidase activity. The transcript has 19 exons. Bases 135 to 2357 code for a protein of 740 amino acids.